Molecule: messenger RNA, 1200 nt
Organism: Notodromas monacha
Lineage: Eukaryota; Metazoa; Arthropoda; Ostracoda; Podocopida; Cyprididae
Source: the annotation of a GenBank genome assembly
AUGUUCUUUGAGAACGGUGGGCCCCACAACGUGGGCCCUUACGGGGAUGUCCGUGCUGUGAAACCAGCAAUCACUGAGCAAGAAGCUGGAGACGAUUCUGCUGAAGCUAAUGAAGAAGCUAAUAAAAAGAUGCUGUCCAACUCAGAUGUGGCCAAGGGCCUGGCCAAAUUCCUUAGCUUGUGGCUGCUUAUGUUGACGUAUGAUGCCAUGGGAGGCGAUGGAGAAGGCGAGGAUGACAGUUUCGGGCCGCAUUAUGACACACCUCCGGUAUCAUACAAGAAACUCUUGCCACCCGGGGUGUUGCACCCGGGAAUGCCUGAUGUCCGUGCUGUGAAACCAGCAAUCACUGAACAAGAAGCUGGAGACGAUUCUGCUGAAGCUAAUGAAGAAGCUAAUAAAAAGAACAAAGAAAUAAGUGAUGAGGAGAAGAAAAUGAUAAUGCUGAGCGACGAUUUCCAGCGAUUCUUCAACAAAACAUCUAGAUACAUGGAACGGGCAUUGGCCGAAGAUGUAGACAUUUUAAUGGACUACACGGGGAUCAUGGAACGCGAUGGUGAAGCGGAUGAUCAUUCCGGAAUGCAGUUGUCAUUGAAUAGGAACUUCAAUGAUGACCGGUGGUGUCGUGGUCGGGUUAUCACUGCAAUGGAUUGGUCUGCUCAGUUCCCCGAACUCCUUGUAGCGUCUUAUUCUUCACGUGGUCCUGGUGUGGAUAUUGCAGGAGGUUCCGGACCCGGUGGAAAUGACCCUGACGGUGUUGUGCUCGUUUGGAAUACGAGGUACAAGAGAACAACGCCAGAGUAUGUCUUCCAUUGUCAGUCUCCAGUUAUGUCUGUUGCAUUUGCCAAAUUCCAUCCAAACUUGAUAAUUGGUGGCACCUACUCUGGUCGUAUUGUCUUGUGGGACAAUCGCGUGAAUAAAAGGACGCCUGUGCAGCGUUCUACUCUUUCUGCCGCUGCACACACGCACCCUGUUUAUUGUCUGAGUGUGGUUGGGACACAACAUGCUCAUAACCUGGUGAGCGUGAGUACAGAUGGAAGAAUGUGCUGCUGGGGUUCUCUGGAUAUGCUGGCACAAGCCCCACAGGAGAUCCAUGAGCUGCAUCAGCCCCAAAGACAAGGGAAACCUGUUGCUGCGACAGCUUUGGCAUUCCCAAGGUCAAGUUUGGGCGUUGGGAUGGUUGGAGGGUGAGUUGUUGUUUCC